Hyalella azteca is the source of this 1454-nucleotide messenger RNA. RefSeq lists its product as uncharacterized. NCBI's taxonomy places the organism in Eukaryota, Metazoa, Arthropoda, Malacostraca, Amphipoda, Hyalellidae. The record is from RefSeq and is a predicted model, not a curated record. The transcript has 9 exons. The coding region runs from base 36 to 1454 and encodes 472 amino acids.
GCGAAAUAAAUGAAAAUUUGAAUUCAAAAUUGACAAUGAAGCGAACGGAUCCGUGGGAUGAGACGGAUCGGUCGGAGCAAACAGAUCGGUCGGAGGAAACUGAUCGGUCGGGGCAAACAGAUCGGUCGGGGCAAACGGAUCGGUCGGAGCAAACGGAUCGGUCGGGGCAAACGGAUCGAUGGUCGGAGCGAACGGAUCAGACAGAACUGCAAAUCCUGCAACAAGAGCGACAGGAACAGGAGGAGUUCUAUGGCUUUUUUAUGUCCCGCUUUUUCGGCGAGCAAGAAGAGGGCAGCCUCUCCCCCCUCCAGCUGGGGGGCCUCCCCCGCCCCCUCACCAGCACCCUCCGUAGCGACGACGGGGCCCCAGUGCAGUACCGCGGGGGGCGCCGCCCCCUGGACCUCACCCAGCGCCCCCUGCCUGAGGAUGUCGACGUGGACCCCGCGGGGGGCUACCAGAGGUCCUACCUCUUCCUCCCCGAGACGCCCGUCAAGUUCGGCGGCGCCCCCAUCGGGACAAUUGACACGGUGUCAGGCCUGGAGGCGGCCAUCUUGGGGUUCUACCUGUCCCAGCACCGGGUCAUGAUCCUGUACGAGAACGAGAGCGUGAACCGCAAGUUGUGUGCCAAGGAGAGCUUUCCCGGGGACCUGUGCGGAGAGUUCAACAAUGAAAGAGACAUCCUCCUCUUCCCGCGACGGCAGCCGAAAUGCGCCAACAUCUUCCUGGAGGCUCUGCACGACAUGGCCGCCGCCAUUGAGGUCAUCCACGGCCUGGAAGGCAACUACAACUCCAAGCUGGUGCCCACACUCUGGACUGAUGCCCAUGUCGCCCACCAAAACAUCCCUAACGUCUUCAGAACUCUACCAGAACUUGAGGUACCCAAGCAUUUCAAGCCGAUAUUUUUCCCAGUGUAUUUCCUCAUGGAAGAGGCCUACGUGACUGAGCCUAAAAAAAUGAUGGCGUUGAAAAUGCUGGAGAAAACCUGCCUGGCUCUGGAGCAUCUCUGCGAGGCUGCGGUCUACAGCGGCCGGCCGGGAGCAGCGUUGGCUCUGGCCCAAGACGCCACAACCUGCUGCCUGUACCUGGACCUGGACAAAGUCCCACUCAUUUCUCUCACUGCAGGCCAGGAGCAGCGUUGGCUCUGGCCCAAGACGCCACAACCUGCAGCCUGUACCUGGACCUGGACAAAGUCCCACUCAUUUCUCUCACUGCAGGCCAGGAGCAGCGUUGGCUCUGGCCCAAGACGCCACAACCUGCUGCCUGUACCUGGACCUGGACAAAGUCCCACUCAUUUCUCUCACUGCAGGCCAGGAGCAGCGUUGGCUCUGGCCCAAGACGCCACAACCUGCAGCCUGUACCUGGACCUGGACAAAGUCCCACUCAUUUCUCUCACUGCAGGCCAGGAGCAGCGUUGGCUCUGGCCCAAGACGCCACAACCUGCUGCCUACGCGUGA